Molecule: messenger RNA, 3040 nt
Organism: Marchantia polymorpha subsp. ruderalis
Lineage: Eukaryota; Viridiplantae; Streptophyta; Marchantiopsida; Marchantiales; Marchantiaceae
Source: the annotation of a GenBank genome assembly
CGAAGCUUCUUCGGAAAUUUGGGCCCUAAAGUUUGCCGCUGUCCGAUUGGGGAAAGAAUUCAGUUAAGAUCUCAUAUGCAAAGAUCCGAGGGAUAUGAAUCCGGCCAGAAAGAAAAAGAACUUAUGGCGCUGCAUUGGAGAUUCCGAAGUCAUGACCAAAAAUGCUGCAACGUAACCAAGAUAACCACCACCUCGUACAGUUCGGGGAUAUUUUCAUUCCAUUCUUUUGACUCCCCACCUUUCUUGGUUGCUGUCCAGCAUCCCCCGACUGGAUGCUCACACGUCGUCGUCUUGCGACUACGGAAUUUGGCAAGACGCCGAAAAAUCUACAGAAAGAGAUAUGGAGAUAAAGCAGAUGGACGAGCCGGACAACUAAGAAGAACUCGAUGACCUGGAGCUUACGUACUUGGAAGUAAACAGCAAAUCUCUCCGCUGAGUCAGACGUAGAAUUCGAACGUUCUAGAGUCCCUGCUGGACUAAUAGGCCGACGGAGUCACCUCCUUUUGAUUAGAUCCGAUGAGAUCGACGACCGCCGAUCCGAUCUACCCAUACUCGUCCGUCGGAGCGGACGGAGAUUCCCGCGUCACAGCGUUCAGCCUCUUUGGACUCACCAGGUUGAUGAAUGCGAGUAGGACAGGCUCCCCACACAGGCUCACGUAGUACAGAUGCUAAAGCAUGGUUGAAAUCAAGCCCCUGGUGUACGUGGACUUAACAGCCAUGGAAGGAGCGGACUGUUUGCGGUGACGACAAGAAGCCGAGGCACUGCAUGCCACCCACCAGGACUGUGGGCUCCGACAUGCUGACAUUGCCGAGUCACGGUGACUCAUGGCCUGAUCCGCAGGACCGCGUUAUCCAGUGCGAUGUGGACUGUGUGCAUGACCUCUUUCCGGGCCGUGAACUUCCGGGGCAAGCUGCAUGCCCCUGGAGACGGACGGACGGCCUCACCGGUCUUCGUUUUAAGUCCUCGUGCGGUCCGCAGUUUACGUAUUUCUGUAACGCUUGGGGAAGUGUAGCGAAGGUUGCAUCGAGAGGAUCAGAGCUCGCGUAACGGCCAUCGCUCGAGUACACGUUGUGGACGCGCCUCCUGUUCGACGCUGAAGUUGUUUCAGUUCUGCCCUGAGCUCGCGAAGUCUGUUUUAUGGCCGUAGCGCUCUCUGCCACCACCCCAGCCUCAGGGGUGUCGCAGCUGUCGUCCACAUUUCUGCCCAGAACGCAGCGUCUGCGGGUUUCUUGCAAGCCCGCCUCUUUUAAAUUGAACGUAGCUAGGAGUGCACGAUGUGAAGUGGCCACUGAAGAGAUCCAGGAAGAUGGAGUUCUAAGCGUUCCGAGCUUGUAUGGGCUUCUGGGUAUCGAUCAAGAUGUCGAUUUGAAUGACAUCAAAACUGCUUACAGGCAGAUGGCUCGCCUCUACCAUCCGGAUGUCUGCCCAGUUUCAAAGAGAGAGGAGUGCACCAAAAUGUUCCUUCAGGUUCAGGACGCGUACGAAAUUCUGUCUGAUCCGGAACGGAGGGCGGAAUACGAUUACCAUCUUAUGCAUCCGCUGAGUGCCAACGCUUAUGGUUUGGGUAACUUCAUGAAGAGAAACAGGGGCCCAAGAUCCAGAGAAGGCGUUUCGGAAGCGUGGAAGAUGCAGUGGCAAGCUCAGCUUUCGAGAUUGGACAUGAAGGCUCGGAUGGAACAGGCCCAGGCGAAGACAUCGUGGGGUGCCCAGAUGCGAAGUCGCACAGCACAAAACUAGUUCGAUUCUGAGCCUGGCUUGUAGUUCACCGUAAGUGUCAUUCCUAAUUGCAGGGGGAAUUCAUCACGAUUUUGACCAAGUCUUAACCUGACAUGGACGAAGGUUCAUUAGGAAAGGUUGGCAUUCACUGAGUUCCUGCCGUUCAACCUCAUAAUGUCAUUGUAUAGGAAAUUAGUUAAACGAGAUUGCUCAUUUGCUUCAUCCAGGUAGGUUUUCAUCGCGAAAUCUACUGUACAUAACACAGAGAAGUGGCAUGUCGUUUGCCACCGUGGAGAAAACUCAUUUGUAAAUCAUUCGAACGGAUGAAGCUCGAAUGGUCAUUCUUUCAGGGGAGACAUGGCAAGUUACUGGAUCGAGAACCUGUACAUUAAAAUUCUUUUGAGCCAUUAAAACAGUCUCUUCUUCGAUCACAUCAUUGUGCACACAUGAUUGUGCGUAAAUACUUGAGACAUGCAGUCUCAUGUGGGUGAAUGUAUCUCUUGCAUGGACAAUUACAUUUUGUGUCUAUUCCUUGCAGUUUAAGUACAUGCAUGUACUAUCUGAACUUCCAUUCCUCUUAUGAGGACUUCAAAUUCUGAUACGAUUUCCUAAUCUUUCGAACAGAUCCAGUGAGCCGUGCAGUCGUCUCUAUUCGUGGACCUGAUCGAUCAGAAUUACCUCAGUACGUCAAACUCGCUGACAAGAUGAGUAGUGAUCUCAGAAUUUUGUCUUAUCAACAGAUGCGUGCUUAUCUCUUCGUGAAUCCAAACAGGACGUGACACUGAUGAGUAAAGAUAGCACUUGAAUAGGAAAAACUCCUCCGUACAUUGAUUGUACUUGUUAAGGGGGAUGAACCUUGCUCAAUCAUGAUAUUGUGCGUACUUGGUCAACCUUUUUUCUUUCGGAUACAUACGCAGUGUCCAAAACCAAUACCCGAUAAGUAUAUAUUUCGCGAAUAAUAGUGACUUAAGCAAAUAUUACAACAUAACCAUGAACAUCUGUGACAAUCAACGUGAAAUUGAGUACAAGCACACCUCCAGGUUACAAGGGUUUUCAAACGCCAGUUUGGCGGUUGAAAACAUUGGUAAUCAAAUUUGGUAUCCACUUCAAUUCGAGACCUGUCACCAAGAAGAAAAUAUAAUGACCGGCUUUUUGUUUACCUGAACAGUGGUGAGAAGGAAUUUGAUGACUGCAUGACCUACCACUGAACUAGAAAGGAAAGUUCUUUCCGAAAGUCCACACUCAGAAAGCUAACUAACUCUUAUUUGAGUGUUUUUAGCACCCCAUAAGCCUUCCGACCUUAAGCAAAUCAUUUCUUCCGCC